Messenger RNA from Hippocampus zosterae (dwarf seahorse), 1653 nucleotides. RefSeq names its product vestigial-like family member 3 (gene vgll3). The transcript has 4 exons. Gene Ontology annotation, biological process: regulation of transcription by RNA polymerase II. The record is from RefSeq and is a predicted model, not a curated record. Lineage: Eukaryota; Metazoa; Chordata; Actinopteri; Syngnathiformes; Syngnathidae. Gene Ontology annotation, cellular component: nucleus. The coding region runs from base 337 to 1374 and encodes 345 amino acids.
GAGAGAGAGAGACAGAGCGAGAGAGGAACUCACCAAACAGCCAAUCAGAGGAGGCCCGAAAUCUUAACAGGACUUUUUCCACUGGACUGGAUUGUCACAAGUUUUUGUUCGACUUUGUGGCCCCCGGGUGGUGCACAGCUGGAAACACUUUGUCAGUAUUCAAGCAGGACGGCAUGGCCAUUGUAUGUGUUAGGCAAUAUAUGGAGGCUCGGAAGACUAAGGGGACACAACCAACCUGAAGCCCCCGCCCGAGUCCCUGUCAGCUGAAUCCAGGGAUAGUCUCUCUCUCUCUCUAUCUCUCUCUGCCUCUCUUUCUCUUUCUCUCUCUCCCUCGCUAUGAGCUGCCUGGAUGUGAUGUACCACCAAAGCUAUGGAGCACACUUCCUCCCAGCAGAAGCCUACAAGUCCACAUACUGCAACCACCAUUACCAGCAACAGCAACAACAGAGGAAGCUGAGUGCUCACAGUAAGAUGCACAACUGCUCAGGCCAGCAGCAAAGUGGAGGGCGAGCAAUACAAUCCAGAGAUCCGUGUCUUCGUCCGGCUCGCGGGAGCGAAUCUGGAAUUGUAUCGUUACAGGACUUGGAGGUCAAAGACGGAACUCAACCGGCAGGAGCGGAGUACUUAAACUCCCGUUGUAUAUUGUUCACUUACUUCCAAGGGGACAUCAGCGACGUGGUGGAUGAACAUUUCUCACGGGCCCUCAGUCAGUCCGCCGGCCUUGAUCGGGAGACAAAGCCGAGCCGGAUGACUCAGACAACUGUCUCAAACUCUGCCGGAUCAUGGAAAGAUGGCGAGUCUCUCCCGGAAGGUCAGAACAGUCCAGUUUGGAGCAGUACCUAUCCAUCCCAUUCGGCCACCUGCCUCCCUUCUGUCUCCGUGUCAGUCCACCCAGAAUUCUCCCCAAGUCCCAUUUCCCUCAACCACACCGAUGGAGGCCUGUGGGCCGGUCACAUGCUCUCCCAGGCCGGCCUCCAACCGCUGGCUGGCCUCACGGACAGCUGGACCUACAGCCUUAACUCCCAGAGCGCGAGCGGCUACCCCAACGUUCACGACGUCUACCAUCCUCACCCCCACGCGCACAUCCAUACUCGGCAUCACCACCACCGACCGAUGUUCCAUUCGUAUCCAAGCCACGGCGCAGCACUGGAGUCGAGGUUCAGUCCUCUUCUGUUGCCCGGUGUGAGGAACCAGAGCCAGUCGGCGGCCAGUUCCCCGCUCAGCGAGACCGCAAAGACGGAAAUGGACCCCGGUAGCUGCAGCCCAGUCACGGCUUCAUCCGUACCCUGGAUCCCUUCGCCGCUCCACGGAUCCUUGGAGUUGUACGAUUCAGCUCACGAGCAGAGCAAAGCCAAGUCAUCGGUUUGGUUCUAAAAUGCCGACGCGCACGGGCGGAGGACUCGGCUUACGCUCGGCGGCGCCGUCAACGUAUGACUGCGACGCUGGUACUGCAACGUGCAAUAUGGAUGGACGCUUUCGACGACUGCUCCUGCCUUGUGGACAUCAUUUAGGAUGGAGAUGUGACGUGAUGUAGCAGAAAAAGAGUGCAUCUUCUCUUCUUCUUUCAUGAUUCACCUACAAAAAAAAAUACAACAACAAAGAAACGUUUCAUUUUGAAGUUUUGAAGCAGUUCUGUUUCAAGAACCGCUGAUU